Molecule: messenger RNA, 798 nt
Organism: Momordica charantia (bitter melon)
Lineage: Eukaryota; Viridiplantae; Streptophyta; Magnoliopsida; Cucurbitales; Cucurbitaceae
Source: RefSeq, a predicted model, not a curated record
UGCAUGCCUCUGUUCCUUGAGAUUAAUUGUUAUAUCUAACCUUAGCGGGCCAAUUUUUUUUUGCAUAAAGGCUUUCUUGCAGGAGUCCCUGAGGAGGUUAAGGCGAGAAUAGAGGUUAAGAAAAAAAAACUAAAAAAAAAAAAGAAAAGAGAAGGAAAUAAAAAAAUAAAGAAGAUCUUAAUUGUAUUGAACCAACAACAAACAUGAGUGUUGGAAAUGGAGUCUCAAUUUAUGUAUAAUCUUCCAAUGGUCAACAAGGGAACCAACAAGAAUUCAACCCUUAUUCAAAUCCAUACAACCAAGAUUGGAGGGAUCAUUCGAAUUACCUGUGGGGAGAGCUUCAACCUGAAAGUAUAUUCCACCCGUAUGAGCAUGCAUUCCCACCAGAAUUCCCGUCACAACCUCAACAAGAGUACAAUCAACCAUGGAUGCCAGAACAAACGCACUUAUUGGAAGUUUUUAGCCUUGAACAGACUAUGAUAGACUUUAUGGCGAGAACUGAUGAAUCAAUACGCAGGCUGCAAAUCCAAGUGGAGCUGAUGGUUGAUGAGUUGAGGAAUAGUCCAUCAGAAGCAUUGCCUACCAAUAUGGAAGAGCAAGGUGAGGCAUUCAAUGAAAGGAGCGAGCUUGAAGAUGACGAACUUGAGCUCCCAAUAGACAAUGAUGAUCCACCAAUCCCCGAAGUGAUAAAUGAGGUAUGGAAGAAUAAGGAAGUUGAACCCGAGAAACCGAUAGAGGUAAUGGAGCAUGAGCUUACAAUGGACCUAAACCCAUCACCUCUAAAUAUUGGACCGCUUU